Messenger RNA from Spinacia oleracea (spinach), 384 nucleotides. RefSeq lists its product as uncharacterized. Bases 1 to 384 code for a protein of 127 amino acids. The record is from RefSeq and is a predicted model, not a curated record. Gene Ontology annotation, molecular function: DNA binding. Gene Ontology annotation, biological process: regulation of DNA replication. NCBI's taxonomy places the organism in Eukaryota, Viridiplantae, Streptophyta, Magnoliopsida, Caryophyllales, Amaranthaceae. The transcript is spliced from 4 exons.
AUGAGGAUGAAUCUUAAUUACAUGUCCACCAUGUUUAAGUGUGCUGGUAAUGAUGAUAUUAUCACUAUUAAGGAUGAUGAUGCAAGUGAUAAGGUUAAUUUCGUGUUUGAGAGUGAUAUGGUGUCUGCUAGUGGUCUGGUCAGUGAGGAAGUCCUAGAGAUAGUCAUGGAUGAUAAGGAAGCUGAAAAGGUAGUCAAUGAAAAUGAGGCUACAACUAAGGUUAAGAAGGGGACAAAUAUUCAGGAGUUUGAUUUGGAGAUUCGCGAUAAAAAAGUGGCUGAGAAUGUUGUUGCAGAUCACAUGUCUAGAUUGAGAUAUGAUGAUGCUUUUUCUUUGCUUUUGAGUGGUGAGGAGAGAGUAUUUUUACGGCCUUUGGGUGUUUGA